UCUACAGUGUUGACUAUAUCUCUGAGCUAAAGGCAUUACAUGUGAACAAUGCAGCUAAACAGCGUGGAAGUGGAACUGCUCGAGAUGUUCAGCUUGCAAAACAAUUGACCACGUUUUCUUGUUUUAAGUGUCUAUAUAUGUUUUUCGUUUACUGCGAUCCAAAUGCCCGGGUUUCUAAUGCUGUAUCCACUUACUCAAGAUCCUUUUUUAUAAAUUGUUUUCAAAGUCGCUUUUUAAAUAUGAGAAUGCUUCCAAUCAUGAAUUCCACAGAUCUCGACUCACUUUUUCAGGUUCCUUCUACCAACACUUCAUCUCUGUCAAUGCGUUUGGAGUCUAAAACCGUGGCCACUUCUGCGACCAUGUUUGCAGUGGGGGUCCUGGGGAACGUCAUCGCCAUCGUGGUCCUCUGCACAUCAAAGAAGGAACAGAAAGAAACCACUUUCUACAGUUUAGUCUGCGGAAUGGCCAUCACGGACCUCCUGGGGACCUGCUUCACCAGUCCUGUAGUCAUCGCUACAUAUGUGAUUAAUCAGUGGCCCGGAGGAGACUUGUUGUGCCAGUUCUUUUCGUUUUCCAUGCUGUUCUUCGGCUCUGCUGGCAUGUCUAUUCUCUGCGCAAUGGCUGUCGAGAGGUACCUAGCCAUAAACCAUGCCUACUUUUACUCCCACUACGUGGACAGAGCUAUGGCUAAAGUGGUGCUGAUGGCCGUCUAUUUAUCCAACGCGGUUCUGUGCGCCAUGCCAAGCUUCGGUUUCGGGAAACAUGUAAGGCACUUUCCAGGCACCUGGUGCUUUUUGGACUGGAGGGCGUCGGAUACCCUUUCUGCCUCCUAUUCUUAUUUGUACGCGGGAUUCAUGGUGUUCCUGAUAGCUGUGACUGUGCUGUGUAACCUGGCUGUCUGCGGCUCGCUGGUGCGUAUGAGCCAGAGAGCACGGCUGGUGAGAGCAGAGGUAUCUGCACAAGGCAGUUCAAGACGCGGGCGCAGGUUUCCCCGGCUCCCCUCAGUUGCUUCAGCCACAGAAGUCCAAAUGUUUUGGCUGCUUAUUUUUAUGACUAUCGUUUUCCUGAUCUGUUCUAUCCCUUUGGUGGUGCAGAUAUUUAUGAACCAGCUCUACGGACCUGCAAACAUCUUAGCUGGGGGAAAGCCUGAUUACCGCAGCGAUCUCAUGGCAAUCCGGUUCGCCUCCUUCAACCCCAUCCUGGACCCCUGGGUUUACAUCCUGUGCCGGAAGAACCUGCUGAUUAAGGGGUGUGAGCGGGUGAAGCGUACAUUGAGCAUCACCAGGGAAGGCCAUGCUCACAAGGUGGGCUGGACAAGCGGGCCGCAAACACCCCCUUCAUACAUCAACAGCAUCAGCACCAGCUACGCCUCCCUGCGGUGCCACGCUGACAGAGACGGCGCCCCGAAACUGACCGAAACUAGGACAAAAUCUUUCACCGACUUCACCACUCAGCAGACCUGGGAUAUAGACAUGUCCAAGGCGAACUUUCAUCCCUUUAGCAUCCACCAGGAUGAGGAUGUGGAUUUUGAGAAAGAUACACCUGUCUCAACCAGUCCAUCACAGGCUAAACCCCUCCUGCGCACCAUCCUCCAGAAGACCCCCACCCCCGAGAGCUACCUAGGCAGGGGCCACUCGCAGUGUGGCGCAGCGGCACAGCAGAACCACGACAGACAGUUUGACAUUGUCACCUGCACUUUCAGCACGCCCACCUCAUGCAUGUCUGAAAAAUCUAUUUGACGGAUUUGCACUAUUAAGAACAAGAAAGUUUACAGGCACACACAAGUGCAAGUUUUGAUAGUUUCUGGAAUGUUAUAUUUGGGAGACCAGACAUGUUUCCUGAUUCAGUACUGUCCCCUCUGAUACCAGCUGCUAUUGAAGUUGAUUCGUGCAAGUAGUUAUUUUUAUUUAUGUGGUGUGGCAUAGCUGGUGAGUACAGAAUUGAAGCACAAUGCAGUCAAAGAACAUUCUCAGCUAUCUCAGCAUGUAUUUGUGCAACACAGUGACACCGUUUCAAUCAAUUCAGUGUUCAUUUCACAUAAACUCAUUGGAUCCUUUUAUUCAAAGGGAUCAGGAAACAAUUUAGUGCUUUUGUAACCAAAGCACUACAAAAUGAAUAUUUAGUGUUGCGAAUGAAAGUCACAUGACAAAGGGAUGUAUGAGCUACAGUUACUAUUUUUCUGAGAGAGAUCUGUGAUCAUUUAAUCUGCAACCUUUUAAAUUUGUGUUUCUGAAUUUCACAUUUGAAUGGAAAGGUUAUGUCCAGGCAUACAGCUGUAGAUUUUGUGAGUACUGCUUCGGGCUGCUUCAGAUUCAUUUGAACAAGGGUCAACAGAGCAAGAGCUGGGCAUUCCAGAGGUAGAAACGUGGGCUCUUAUUGACUUUAUUCAUAGUUUAAGUAUAAACCUUAAAAAGUAAUGACUACGUGAAACAAUAGCACAUGAGAAGACUGGUUUGAAUUUAAGAGAUUACAUGAAGUAUUGAGCAUCUUCUGUUUUUGUGGCUUGACAUGGAAUGAAAAUAAGCUAAUUGUUAAAUGAUGAGUUAAUUGUUAGAGCUUUUGAAGAUGUAUUGAGAUUUGUUGUCAUUUCUUAACUGGUAUUGUAUAGCUGCAGGUGGGGUCAACAAAGCUGAAAGGUCACAAUAGCAUGUGAUUUCAAAGAACCAGAAAGCAAAACACAUGGCAUGCUACUGGAGAAAAAGGAUCAAACAUCUUAAUAUUCGAGCAAUCAUAAACACGUAAGGGACAGAAAGAAAUGUGUCUCUAAAUCCAUUAAUGAUGUGCAUUUAUUGCAUAAGGGGCAAUCAUAAAAUGUGAUUAGCUAUCUCUUCACAUGCUUGCUGUCCUUUUUACCUGCACUGCAUGUUGGGAAAUACUUGAGUGUAAAUAUUAAAGCUAAUAAACUGUGCAGUAUUAUCAUUUAUUGUAUAAUGAUUUUGAUAAGGUGGUAUUUUCAGUUUAAAAACAAACUAGAUUGUACUGGAUGUAUUUUUAUGUGAAAUACUGCUGUGCUUUUAAUGUUGUAAUGCUGUUAAUAUAAAUACAAGAUUGUGAGCCUAACUCGCUAUACCACACCCAGUAGCUUCCCAAAACAGUAACUGGUGCAGCCAGGC
Acipenser ruthenus (sterlet) is the source of this 3113-nucleotide messenger RNA. RefSeq names its product prostaglandin E2 receptor EP4 subtype. Lineage: Eukaryota; Metazoa; Chordata; Actinopteri; Acipenseriformes; Acipenseridae. The record is from RefSeq and is a predicted model, not a curated record. The coding region runs from base 138 to 1739 and encodes 533 amino acids. The transcript is spliced from 2 exons. Gene Ontology annotation, molecular function: prostaglandin E receptor activity. Gene Ontology annotation, biological process: cellular response to prostaglandin E stimulus; positive regulation of cytosolic calcium ion concentration; negative regulation of inflammatory response. Gene Ontology annotation, cellular component: plasma membrane.